UAAUCGUAAAGUAGUACAUCCAAAUAUUGUACGCAAUUUGAUAUGAAAAUAAACAGAACAAGGGUCUGGUAAAUAGAUUUUUUUUUAAUUUAUACAGAAUACCUAUCAUUGUUUAAAUCGACUAAAGAGUUCUAAACAGUAGUUCAACCAUUUAAGAAGAUCAUUUUGAAAUGUCGCUUUAUAGACAUAAUAAACCAAAAACAACGCCGUUUAGUCAUCAAACCAUUGGAGUUUUGGAUCAAAAAAGUAACGUUAAUUUGCAGCCAUUAGUAUUAACUGAAGAUUAUUCAGACAGAGAAAUGCCCCGGUCUGCCUCAGAAUCUGCCAUUGCAGCAAUGAUAUCUGAAAAAGAAAUUCUUCUUCCACAAAGACAAAAAAAUAGCCAAUAUGCGCCACUAACGGCUUAUUUAAAACCAAAUAAACACAGAUCAUCGCUUGCUACGUCUGAGACUCUAGCUCUAUAUCAAGCUUUGGAUCAUGAUCGCCGUAAAAGUUGUAUUACAAUGAACGAAUUAAAAUCUCGUUUAGAUAAAAAAGUUAUACAGCUUGCAAAUUCGCCAUCACAUACAUAUAGGACUCAACUAACAUUUGAAGAGUGGUUAACUAGAAAAGAGUUUAAUAGAAAAAAAAAUUUAGUAGACUUAAACGAGAUGCAAAAAGGUAAGUUACAACUUUUUAAGCUCAAAAAUUCUCCGAAUAAAAAAACAUAUGAUCAAUGGAUGGCUGAAAAAAUUGAAAAAAUAAAAGAGGAAAAGACAAAACUGCAACAAAAUGAAACAGAAAAAUCUAAAAAUGAUAAAAAAGACGCAGAAAAAAAAUACACUGACUGGUUAAUAAAAAAAUACGAGAAAGAUACUUACGAACAAAUAGUUGUGUGGAAAAAACUUCAAAAUAUGAACAAUAAAGAAAACGAUUCAAAUCAAAAAUAGUUUUUAAUAUAGAAACUAUUGAGUGUUAAUAGAUUGGGUGAUCUUGAUAUUUUUAAUAAUCUUUAUUACUUAGCAUAAGUCAAUUAAAAAGUCUACACAAGUUAAUAUUACCAAAAUAAAAACACUGCAAUAGGUUUUACUGUUAUUACGUUAAUUUUAGUCAAAAAACAGACUAAAGCUUGGAUGUUCUACGAUUUUCUUUAACAAUUAAACCGUAGAUGAAUUCAGUUUUUAGUGUGCGAGAAGAGAAAAGCGUGAGUAACAAUACAAACUACGAGAUUUUAAACCAAAGUUAGAUUGUACGUACUGGAUGGAUCUUCAGUGACAGCAUUUAUUUUGUAUUAUGUUUUUAUUUUAUGUGGUUUAAAAAGACCUGGUUUUAUAA
Molecule: messenger RNA, 1314 nt
Organism: Hydra vulgaris (swiftwater hydra)
Lineage: Eukaryota; Metazoa; Cnidaria; Hydrozoa; Anthoathecata; Hydridae
Source: RefSeq, a predicted model, not a curated record